UACUCCAGGCCACGGGGAAUACGGUGGGUCAGCCACAUAAGAACCACAAAUGCGCACUAAUUGCCGCCCAGCAAAUGACAAAACCAUGUACAAGAUGCCAAUCUGAAUACUUGCGGUAAUGCGAGUUCAUAUUCAAAGCGUCACAUUUCGGUUCGAAUGGCCGGCAUAUAUCAUUCGCUGGCCAGAACUCAAAUGGAAAGCCACAGAAUGUCGUCCCCAAUUGGAACACAGAUGGCCCAGUUGGUCCUGGGACAACAACAUGGUGCUCAUGGAGAGCUAUUUCUUUUGUGCUUCGGUACGACUGGGUGUCCUGGUCACUUGCAUCGCAGCCAUCAUAAAAAACACCAUCUUCAUGUGGCUGAUAUUCGCCAACGGAACAACUUUCCUGUAUUUCUUCAUCAACAUUCUGGAAACCUAUUACAAAACCAGCAGGAUUGUUAAGGAGUCUGUCACCUGGGCGGAACAUUAUUCCAAGGAGCUCAUGGUGUUUAUGCAACUCUACAGUUUUUGCUACAUUGCAACUUGUGUUUUGGCGGCUUAUGGAGCAUAUAAGCUUAAGAAAUAUCACGUUGUACCAUUGGCUAUCUUCGAGUUCAUUUACACAGUACAAGUAGUUGUACUCGUCAUUAUAACGCUACGGAUUGCCAGACACAUUGUGCCAUUGGCCACCUUAAUUCUGAUGACCCUUGCCCUUUCAUUUUACGCAAUGCUUGUGGCCUACGACACAUUGGCGUUGAUUGCCUUCGUGCAAAUAAUGUUCCUAGUGCGGAGUCAACGUUAUAUACGACUUUACGGUCCAGAUCCUUUGAAUCCCGUAACAAACGGAGUGCAAUCCAAGCAAAUGGCAUCUAUUAAUCCGAUCUCACAACAGCCAAUAAUUAUUUACGUAAUGCCAAAAGCCGGGCAAAAAUUGUGGGAUUUGCCACAAUCGAAGUGGUGGCAGGAUGAAAAAACUGAUGACAACGUUCCACAAAAUAUAAAUUAUGAAGAGUCCUCUGAAUUUUUUCAGCGGCAGGAGCUUUUGUCAAAAGUUUUACUACGCAAUGCCAUCAAAGAAGACUAUCUACACAAGGAAAGAGUUGCAAUCUAA
Drosophila melanogaster (fruit fly) is the source of this 1090-nucleotide messenger RNA. RefSeq lists its product as uncharacterized. The coding region runs from base 260 to 1090 and encodes 276 amino acids. The transcript is spliced from 5 exons. The record is from RefSeq and is marked reviewed. Lineage: Eukaryota; Metazoa; Arthropoda; Insecta; Diptera; Drosophilidae.